GUCUUAUCUCAGUCAAAAUAGCUUGGAACCAAGCUCAACACAACCGAAACAGAAUUAUCAACAAGUAGGCGGCAAAACACGACGAACAGUUUGAGGUUCAUGACAGGAGCUGCUUCCCUAGUAGACAUGCGUGGCAGCGACACCGUAUGGAACUGAAGAACACGCACGCGUCGACGGCGUGCUUGCAAAUGCAUGUUGCGACUUCUCGCUUGGCGUCAGUGACCCUUCGGCUUGGGAAAUGCGAAUUCGUGGGAUUAACCACUGUAGAGAUAACUCAACUUAGCCUGACCUCGUUUCCUCGAUAACCAGAGUCGGACAAUGGAUUUGGGGCUGAAAAACGUUCAUGUCCUUGUAACAGGCGCAAGCGGAGGCAUUGGUCUUGAGACCGUCAAACUCUACCUGUCCCUUGGUGCAAACGUGACUGCACAUUACAACUCUAACUCCAAACCCAUCCAGAGUCUCCAAGUCAACUUCCCUGCACUCCAAUGCGUACGGGCAGACCUCUCCUCUGAGUCUGCCGUGAAGAGUAUGUUCGAUGCCCUCUCAGUGACGCUGUUCGGCCCUGUGGCAGUCAUCGUGGUCAACCAUGGCAUAUGGCCGCCCCAGGACGUACCUAUCGUCGAUAUGACCAUCGAACAAUGGGACCACACGAUUAGUGCAAACCUCACCUCAAGCUUCCUGGUCUGCCGUGAGUUCUUGCGCCACUUGCGUACAGUAACAGAAAGCGUGAAAGAUAGGGCUGCAAUUGUGCUCACCGGGAGCACAUCAGGCAAAUAUGGCGAAGCGAAUCACGGCGAUUAUGCUGUCAGCAAGAGUGCGAUGAUGUAUGGCUUGACGACGACACUCAAAAGUGAGAUCGUGAAGAUCGCACCCAGGGGCCGUGUGAAUUGUAUUGCACCUGGAUGGGUUCCGACGCCGAUGGUACAAGAGGCCCUGAAUGAUCCGGCCGUCAGCGGACCUGCAUUAGCCGCCACUCCGUUGAAAAAAUUUGGGACACCUCUGGACGUUGCAAACCAAAUAGUGGUAGUAUCAUCAUCGAUGGUCUCGGGACAUGUAACAGGGCAAGUGAUCUUUGUAGAAGGCGGUUGUGUAGGGGACAUUUGAACA
Molecule: messenger RNA, 1107 nt
Organism: Suillus discolor
Lineage: Eukaryota; Fungi; Basidiomycota; Agaricomycetes; Boletales; Suillaceae
Product: NAD(P)-binding protein
Exons: 5
Coding region: 319-1104 (261 amino acids)
Source: RefSeq, a predicted model, not a curated record